Messenger RNA from Echinops telfairi (small Madagascar hedgehog), 1094 nucleotides. It is a transcript of the gene PIERCE1, whose product is annotated as piercer of microtubule wall 1. Gene Ontology annotation, cellular component: axonemal microtubule. The record is from RefSeq and is a predicted model, not a curated record. The transcript is spliced from 3 exons. Bases 113 to 943 code for a protein of 276 amino acids. Lineage: Eukaryota; Metazoa; Chordata; Mammalia; Afrosoricida; Tenrecidae. Gene Ontology annotation, biological process: axoneme assembly.
CUGAGACCCACGUUUCUCCUGCAGAGAGGGUGCUGAGCUUCCUCUGGUGAACACAGCAGGUGUCGAUCGUUGCUUGGUGCCCAGCCGCGGAGAAGGCUUGUUGUUAGGCGCCAUGGACUCGGCUGGACCCCUCGCUGUCCUGUGCACAGCAGAAGGAAACACCGCCGCACGGUCCUGCUCCAUCCUCACAAUGGCUCCCAGGCUCGAACUCGGUGUCGUACGUUUCCUUAGGCGCCUGUCUGGCCCCCAGACGCAGGCUCCCGGCUCCACUGCCUUUCGGGGGACCCCGCCCUGGGCCGGGCCUCUGUGGGCCCGCGUGCAGCCCCGAGUCUCCGGAUCUCGCCUUUAUCCCGGCUCUGGGCCCGGGAGCCCGGCAGGGUGGCGCGGUGCCUUUAAGAGCAGGCCCCGCCCCCUCAGAGGGCCAAGCCGUCGCCUAGCAACAGGACGCCACGCUGACUGCGCGGCCGGCUGUGCAAUCCAGCGAGUUUCUGGUCAUUUCUUCCUCCUGGCCGCUCCGGUGGUCGGAAGCAACAUGUCCCAGGAAGACCCCCAGGCGAUGGCGGGACCCCCCGAGCAGAAGGCCGAGGCGCCCCCGGAGAAAACCUGCGACUAUUACCACGUGAGCGACGACCUGCCCGCUAGGUUCAACAACCCAGGGUGGUUUCGGGGCUACAGGUCCCAGCAGCCCGUGUCUGUGUACAGGACCAGCAACCAGGCCUAUGGGGGCCGAGCCCCCACUGUGCACGAGAUGCCGAAGGUUUACUACCCCACCUCGGGGAAGUUCUCCCAGUACCUGGCAACCUUCGGGAUGUCCCGGAGCAGCACCCUCAACGUCUCCAUGGACAAAAGCAUCGUGACGGGCCCGGAUAACAACAUCACACCUUUCGAACAUCUCGACUUCCACCCCAGCUACAACCCCAACCAGCCCUCCAUCUGCAGCUGAGGGAGGAGAAACCCUACCGAGAGUUGGCCCUCGGCUCCCCAAACCCCGGCAUCUCCCUCUCUGCAAUAGAGCAGUGGGCAAAUGGGGCUGUGGUUCCUGCCUGCUUUUAUUUCUCGGGCCCGCUCCAGGGGCGUCAGGGAGCACGGCCACA